AUUGGUCCCGGCACUUGGGAAGAAUCGUCCGCGAUCGUAAUAUAUGUCCUGUGCAAGUUCUUUCAUGGAAGGAUGUUGGAAAUGCAGAAAAGCAACACAUGUGGGAGGCCGUAAAGGAAUGCUUUCACAAUCCAAAUAUCGAUUUAUAUCGUGAAGAAACUCUAGAGAAUAUGUGUACAUUAUGGACAGCUUGGAGGUCUGUGCUGAAUGUGAAUUUUGUAAAACCUUGCAAUAGUUUGGGUGAAGCUAUCGAGAAUGUUCCAAAAGGGGUGGUUGCUGAGGAUUGGGAGUGGCUAGUUACUAAAAAAUUUAUGACUGCUGAGUUUCAGAAAAUCAGUGAGCAGAAUUCUAAAAACAGGUUAGCAUCGGAUAUGGAAAUGCCUCAUCGCACAGGAAGUAUGCCACACAGAGAAAUCAUAUAUGAAAAUGUAUGAAAACCUCUAACCGCACUUGUUUAUUUUUCAAUGCUAUUCUUUUUGACAUAAAUGUUCUUGAUGAUGUUUUUUUAUAUAUGACACGGAGGUAAAGAUGCAAAAGAUCCAGACUUGGGAGUGAUUUUUUUUUUUGACUCGGAGCAGAAAUGGAAAAUUACAUGGGACAAAAGAAAAGGAAAAAUAUGAUGAAAUUGUGAAGACAGUGAAGUCUAAUCCAUCACUUACAAGUCUCGAUGUUGCUGAAAAGCACUUUGGACCUCAACGACAUGGAACUGUUUAUUGUGCUGGAGGUGGAGUGAAGCGAAAACACUUUAGUGAUACCAAAGCGGCAUACAUCACAGAUCUAGAGGCAAAGUUGCGCAAAAAGGAUGAAGAAAACGCUGAGCUCAAGUUACGCGUGGAUAAAAUUGAAAGUAGGUUAAACCAAAUACAGAGGGUUGAAUCACCCUUAGAGGAACAACCUUCAACUCCAAAUAGUGACUCUCAUCAGUGGCUGCUUUUAAAACAUUAAAGAAUUCCUGAAAUGCAAGAAUACAAAGUUUGCAGCACGUAUGAAGUUCAUUCAAUGAUAUCAAGCUGCAUAUUUCAACAUUGGAGGUCAUAGCAAAAGCAAACUUCUUAGGCAGUUAGGCUUAUAGCUAGCAAUAUAUUUUGACUAUUGAUUUUGUAGUGUUGUUUCUCACUAAACUAAAUAUGUUGGUCUUCUCUUUUACAAUUACCAACCAAUUAUUUUGUACUUGUUAAUCAUUUUGAAU
Cuscuta epithymum is the source of this 1189-nucleotide messenger RNA. The record is from the annotation of a GenBank genome assembly. Lineage: Eukaryota; Viridiplantae; Streptophyta; Magnoliopsida; Solanales; Convolvulaceae.